AUGGCAAAUCAUACAGAUUUGGCCAAGAACUUAUUGCCAAAUACUUCCCAAGGGAAAGCCCGGUCAAAUCAACUUUGGGAACAACUCGCUUCUAAAUUAAAUGCUUCCGGCCCACCAGUAAAAGACGCUAAGGCUUGGCGCAAGGUUUACGCUGAUCAAAAACAAAAUGUUAAGAAAAACAUUCAAUUUAAUAAAUCUUCUAAGAAAAGGACCGGUGGCGGGCCAUUUGAAGAAAAAAUUCUUUCUCAAGUAGAGGAACAGAUAGUGGCUGCUGCAGGUUUAGAAGCCUCUGUUGAUGGUUUAACAAUUGUUAAAAGUUUUGGAUUCCAAAGUAAAACCGUGGAAGAUAUUGUAAGUGCAACAACACAAGAAAACAGUCGUGAUAUUUCAUGCACGUCAUUAUUCUCAGAUGACGAAGAGAUGCCAGAAAAUAUUUCGUCCUUAAUAGAAAAUGAAGACGUUGGUGAAAAAGAAAAAGCUGUGGCUAAAAAUGCUCCACCAAAAAUAUAUAAAAAGGAAAGAGAAACUAAAACCAUUUUGUUAAAAAAAAAUAUGAUGACCACCGAAUUGUACCAGAAGGAGAUGUUGAAAAGAUUAGAUAAAAUUAUAGAAAUAGAAAAUAAAAACCUUGAGUUAAAGGAAAAAGAGGUCGAUAUAAGUUCUCAACUACUCGAUUUAAAAAUUAAAAUCUUUAAAAUGAAGGAAAGAGGGCAAAAUUUAAGCACACAAAUAAAAGAAAUGGAACUACAAAUACGUAAAAAGGAGUUGGAAAAACUGAAUAUGGAUAUCUUAAUGGAUUAA
Messenger RNA from Calliphora vicina (urban bluebottle blowfly), 801 nucleotides. RefSeq lists its product as uncharacterized. The transcript is spliced from 2 exons. The record is from RefSeq and is a predicted model, not a curated record. NCBI's taxonomy places the organism in Eukaryota, Metazoa, Arthropoda, Insecta, Diptera, Calliphoridae. Bases 1 to 801 code for a protein of 266 amino acids.